AUGACAACCGCGGAAACGUCUGAUCUUCUCAACCUACGAUCUGUCGUAUUGUCCAAUCUGCAGCAUCAGCACUACUGGACUGAUAUUAAACUGCUCGAUACCCAGGUGGACAUCGACGAGAACACACAGAAUGACCCGCUUCCCCGACCUAUGAUCUAUGGACGGCCUCCAGAGCAGCUGUACAAUCCAGAACCAGCUUCCUCAACAAACGAGGCCUCUUCGUCAGAAAAGCCUCCCGCGGACAAGGAAUAUGUCUUACCAGUUCACCUCACCGAGAAAUUGACGUUGAGGACGUGGGCUUCCGUUUUUGAUAACCUCCCCACGCCCUCAGGAGCAGCAGAAGGAGGAGAAGGAGGAGGAGAUGCCAAAAAGAAACGGAUUGUCGUUGCAGUUGUGUCUGGAGACAGCACGGUCGUCUACUAUAUCAUGCAUGAUGGGAUUGUCAAGCCUCGCCAAAACUGA
Orbilia oligospora ATCC 24927 is the source of this 462-nucleotide messenger RNA. RefSeq lists its product as uncharacterized. The transcript has a single exon. Gene Ontology annotation, molecular function: nucleic acid binding. Gene Ontology annotation, cellular component: tRNA-intron endonuclease complex. The coding region runs from base 1 to 462 and encodes 153 amino acids. Gene Ontology annotation, biological process: tRNA-type intron splice site recognition and cleavage; tRNA splicing, via endonucleolytic cleavage and ligation. Lineage: Eukaryota; Fungi; Ascomycota; Orbiliomycetes; Orbiliales; Orbiliaceae. The record is from RefSeq and is a predicted model, not a curated record.